UCCAUACAACACUGUCAGGGAAGCUUCCAUACAACACUGUCACGGAAGUUUCCAUACAACACUGUCACAGGAGCUUCCAUACAACACUGUCACGGAAGCUUCCAUACAACACUGUCACGGAAGCUUCCAUUAGCUUUGAGUCUUGGUUCCAGCGCUUGCCUAUUGAGACAGUUCUGGUCUUGGACGCCAUGAAGGUGUGCAGGCGUACCUAAUGUGGUGCCCUGUGCUUUGGGUGCCUACUAACUGGAGGCCAGCUGCAUCCAGGCGCAGAUCUUGUACACGCUUCCGGCGUUGCAGAAGAAGAAGAGGCUGAAGCACACAAUGCUGCCCACCACCAGCAGCGUGGAGAUGCCCACAAAGAACAUGGCCGUCUUGAAGGCUCCGGACGGGAUGGAGCCGAAGUCCAGGGCGCUCCCCUUGCAGAUGAGCUCCGAGGUGAGUGCGUUGCCAAUGCAGUAGUGGAAGAGUCCGAAGUAACCGGCCUGUGGCGUGUUGACGCUGUCCCCGAUCCAGUAGGGCUGGAUGAACACCACCACCGUGAUCACGGCGAAGGUGAUGGUAAACACGGUCCAGAGUACACCCACGGCGCGGGCAUUACGCACGUAGUUGGUGUGGUAGAUCUUUGCCGCCUCUUUGGCCGGCAACAUGGUGAUCUAGCAGGUCCUCUUCAGGGGAAGAAACUAUUUGAGUGGUAUGAGCAACACUGCAGAGAUCAGAAUGUAACCUACUCCAGAAGGACUGCAACUCUAGAACUGUCCUUCAUGAAUUAUUGAUGGUCAACGGAUCCUGCAGGCCUGCCAGGUGGUUGCUUAAAAGCUGCUGCAUUCACUUUCACGACAGGUAAAACACGUAUCUGAAGUAGCUCUCGUUAUAACUAAGUGCACAGUCUGUUGUGGGGAAAAGCUACAUGUAGCUAAGCUACCUCGCUUAGCUACAUUUUGCAGUUGCUUGGUGGUAGUGUGAUAUUUUCAAAUGGUCUUUCUUAAUCCAUAAUCAUGUUUGAAGCAGCUCGUAUUUCCCCAUGCCAACUUUUUGGGUCGUUAUCUUAUGUCCUCUAGUAAACUCUUGGUCAACUUUGAAGGCUUCGAGGUGUCCGCCAAGGAGUAUAACAUACUCCCUCAUCCGUUCGGAACAAAAGCUGUAUUUCUUUCUGUUUUCGCUCUACAUAAGUGGACACUUUUUGUUUGUAAGGGAUGGUCUCGUAAAGCUUUAGUAAAACGUGGACAAGUACUAUUCCAUCUCGAUGGUCCUUUUUUACGCAACAUGUAUGUCGUCCAAAAGAACUUGGGAGUGACCAGUGUGUUUUAUUCCCUGAGAGGAAGACUGGUCGCCCGCAACAAAUUGGGGGCUUCGUCCGGGAUGACACGUUGAGGAUUGAACCUCUCUGGACAGACUUGCCUGGCCAAAACAUAAAUCAAGGUCCGCAGAGCCUUUCGUAAAAUCUGCAUUAGGAGUCUGUCCUGAAGUCUGUAAGUCUAACACUGUUUUGGACCACAGGGAUAGAGCGGAAAUAUCUCACUUGAAUUUCUCUGAUGGUGUGCUCGGCUAGAUGACAUCAUACUUGUCAAAUAGAGUACAGACUGUUCACUGUCACAUUACCUUUGCUGUUCAACCAGGCUCUACCUUGGGCCAAAUUAUGUUCAGUCUCUAUGACGUACUUAGAGUCUAGUCUGCCCAGGUGUUCAUUUGCAGUGAUAUCAUGAUGAUCCAGUGCUACCUAGGUGUUCAUUUGCAGUGAUAACCUGAUGAUCCAGUGCUGCCCAGGUGUUCAUUUGCAGUGAUAUCAUGAUGAUCCAGUGCUGCCCAGGUGUUCAUUUGCAGUGAUAUCAUGAUGAUCCAGUGCUGCCCAGGUGUUCAUUUGCAGUGAUAUCAUGAUGAUCCAGUGCUGCCCAGGUGUUCAUUUUAUUCUGAUGAUCCAGUGCUGCCAAGGUGUUAAUUUGCAGUGAUAUGGUUAUGAUCCAGUGCUGCCCAGGUGUUCAUUUGCAGUGAUAUCCUGAUGAUCCAGUGCUGCCCAGGUGUUUAUUUGCAGUGAUAACCUGAUGAUCCAGUGCUGCCCAGGUGUUCAUUUGCAGUGAUAUCAUGAUGAUCCAGUGCUGCCCAGGUGUUCAUUUGCAGUGAUAACCUGAUGAUCCAGUGCUGCCUAGGUGUUCAUUUGCAGUGAUAACCUGAUGAUCCAGUGCUGCCCAGGUGUUCAUUUGCAGUGAUAUCCUGAUGAUCCAGUGCUGCCCAGGUGUUCUUUUGCAGUGAUAUCAUGAUGAUCCAGUGCUGCCCAGGUGUUCAUUUGCAGUGAUAUUCUGAUGAUCCAGUGCUGCCCAGGUGUUCAUUUGCAGUGAUAUUCUGAUGAUCCAGUGCUGCCCAGGUGUUCAUUUGCAGUGAUAUGCUGAUGAUCCAGUUUGCCCAGGUGUACAUUUUAUUAUGAUGAUCCAGUGCUGCCCAGGAGUUCAUUUGCAGUGAUAUCCUGAUGAUCCAGUGCUGCCCAGGUGUUCAUUUGCAGUGAUAUUCUGAUGAUCCACUGCUGCCCAGGUGUUCAUUUGCAGUGAUAUGCUGAUGAUCCAGUUUGCCCAGGUGUACAUUUUAUUCUGAUGAUCCAGUGCUGCCCAGCUGUUCAUUUGCAGUUAUAUGCUGAUGAUCCAGUGCUGCCCAGGUGUUAGGGUUAGGGUUGAGGUUAGCGUUAGGGGGAGUGGAGGGUAGGCACUGCCCGUCUACAACCUGUCCAGGCAACGCCCACGCCAAACGCAGGACCCCCCAAGGAACCUGAAAGAGAGCAGUCUGAGUCGGUGUUAGAUGCGGUUAGGGUUAGGGUUGGGGUUGGGGUUAAGAUUAGGGUUUGGGUAAGGGUGUGCACUGUCCGUCUGCAAUCCGUCAGGGCGACGCCCACACCAACCGCAGAACCCCCCGAAAACCCCGAAAGCGAAAACCGCCAAACUCCGGGGUGUGCAAUGUGGUGGCAAACACGGCCAAAUCGUUGUGGAUGUCCAACGACGCGUUUCGGUCCCCUAGACCUCAUCAGGUUGGCUUUCAAAUGCAGGAUGUGUACCAUCUUUUUGACUGCGUUACCUCAUGCCGAGUGGGACACUACUAAUUCCCUAGUAGGUGGAGCACUACUAAUCUCCUGAGGCCAAAUAAUAACGGCUUCUCUGCUUGUCUUUGCAGCUGGAUGUCCCUUCAUAAGCAGCUGGAGAGCGAAUGAGCCGGUGGGGUAGCUGGAGGACUUAUUUAUGAGAUUCUGCAGGGGGUGGGGCUUCAGCUCCCCACUGCAGUGUCACUACAGACCUCUCAGACACAACCACACAUGUAUGUGGAAAUAUGCUUGGUCUAUGAUGUGCCUCAGACUCCUGUACAAGUGUUUGAGUCCCUCACCACACUGACAUGGUGCCCCUUGCACACACGUUCCUAGGAAAAAAGAGUCCCCAGGGAGCCCACGACCGGCGGGACGCCACCCAAGCGACGGAUUGGAGGCUACGGAGAGCCUCAGUCUUGCCACCGCCACUGCCAGGGCGCAACCCGACAGGAGCGAUGGGUGCUCAUCCGCCAGAACCAGCGUGUGGACAUCUGGAGGUAGCAGACCCGGUGAUGGUUCUCAUUCGGACCUGGGAGUGGAAGGUCGUAUUUGACUUGAUGGUGCCACUCGGGACUGAGGUUGACGGACGGGACAAAAGUGAGGCCUUUGUCGAGGAGGGAGCGCUGCGAGGAGGUGAGUAUAAAGUGUUUAGAUAAAUUUACGAUGUUGUUGUUUGUGGUGGUGUUGUUGUUGUUGUUGUUGUUUGUGUCUCCCCCCCGACAGGUCGGGUUUUUGGGGACGCCAAGUUUAAAUGCUGAAGCCAGUGCUUCAGCACGUUCUUGGCAGUCUCCUCGGUCCAGUGCAGGUUGUCCCUCCCCGUAGCGAACUCAUCGCUGUAUGGCCUCUGCAUGGCGAAAGUUGGCCCCUGGGUAGCUGUCCAUCUGAAGGUCCUGGAGACGGACGGAUGGAAGACGACUGAUGUUGGAGUCACCAAUCACCAGGACCUUCUUAUCGACAGACAGGCCGAAGUGACGGUUCUAGGCCCUUUCCGGAUUCCAGCAAAAAAUUGGGACCAGCUCGGACCCGCUUCCGGAACCGGCGUGCGUGGAGGAGGAGUGUCCACGAGGGGCACGUCCGGAAGAGGCGCGUACGGGAGAGAGGAAGUCGGCGAGGGUGGUCCCGGUUGGCCAGAACCAAGUUGGGACCAACUAGGAGGCGUGUCAGGGGGCAGCUGGGACCACCCUGGAGGCAUAUCAGGGGAUGACGCCGGCUGCUCAGGUAGCGGUGGCGCGUCGGAGACCGCAGGAGGGACCCUGACUUCGGUCUCGACAUGCGAAUGCGGCCUGGGUGGCGGGACCAGGGGAGGACUGCUGCAUGGCUCCUGGAGUCGUGUCCCUCUCUGGUGCCGCAGCCAGAGAGGAAGGCGACAAAACCGGGAAGGGGACCGGGGUGACCUGUCCCCUAGGACCCGGGACCCGUUCCACCACAGGGGACCAAUCUCUGACCAUAGGGUCGGUCAUGGUGGACACCGUGGUGCGCGUAGGAGCGUGCAGGGUCGGAACCUGCAGGGGCGGCGAGGGGUGCACCACCUCCAUCACAGCCCGGGUGCUGGACAAAUCCGAGUCGACCAGUGACCCCGUCUGCUCAGAUCGCGCAGGACUCACCACCUCGUCCACAACACGAACGUCUACACCAGGGGUGCCCAUUACGUCAAUCGAGAGCUACCAGUCGACCGCGGGGGGUGUGUCAGUCGGUCUCGAGCCAGGCUUUUAAAAAAAAUAAACCUAAAAAUUAGUGAUCAUCAAUUUUCACCAAGACGUCACUUAAAUGACAUUCACGGUACCGGAGGGUCUUGUGAGAUGACGCUGGCUGCUGCAAGAUCAUUAUUAUUAAAAUAUGACCGAGAGGAAGGCGAGAAACACUUUUUAUUUCAACAGACUCUCGCGCCGUACCUUCCGUCAAAACUCUAAAGGCCGACUGCACAUUUCCUAUCUUCACAAUAAAAGCCCUGCUUCAUGCUGCCUGCGCUAACUAAAUAGA
Nerophis ophidion (straightnose pipefish) is the source of this 5041-nucleotide messenger RNA. RefSeq lists its product as uncharacterized. The coding region runs from base 3910 to 4635 and encodes 241 amino acids. The record is from RefSeq and is a predicted model, not a curated record. Lineage: Eukaryota; Metazoa; Chordata; Actinopteri; Syngnathiformes; Syngnathidae. The transcript has 6 exons.